AUGGGCCGUGGACCAUAUGGAGAUCCCAUCGGAUCAGGCGCCUGGGAUAAGCAACUGGCGUCAGGGGGUGAAGCUGCGGGGGAAAUUGCGUCGAGGAGCGAUGGAUGGGAGAGCGAUUCAGGCCAUGUCUCCCAAGCGCUGGCUGACCCUCCCUGUUCCCCGGACUUUUCGAGCCCGAUUCGCUCUGCUCGACUGUUAGCGAGGGUCAUGGUUGACCAGGACCGGGUCCGGGACCGGGGAUGGGAUAGGCCGGGGACUUGUGUAGAGGAGCUUUUGGCGAAGCGAACAGUCGAGUCGAGUCGAGUCGAGUUGAUUGUUGCGAGCCGGCCUGUGGGUUUGGAAGAGGAAAGGCGGCGAGCUUGGCCAACUUUUUUGCAACCGUCGACGGACCUGGUCUGGGUCGAGGAGCAGCAGCAGUAG
This is a messenger RNA of Trichoderma aggressivum f. europaeum, 420 nucleotides long. RefSeq lists its product as uncharacterized. Bases 1 to 420 code for a protein of 139 amino acids. The transcript has a single exon. NCBI's taxonomy places the organism in Eukaryota, Fungi, Ascomycota, Sordariomycetes, Hypocreales, Hypocreaceae. The record is from RefSeq and is a predicted model, not a curated record.